Messenger RNA from Nicotiana attenuata, 537 nucleotides. Its product is annotated as protein yippee-like At3g08990. The transcript is spliced from 6 exons. NCBI's taxonomy places the organism in Eukaryota, Viridiplantae, Streptophyta, Magnoliopsida, Solanales, Solanaceae. The record is from RefSeq and is a predicted model, not a curated record. The coding region runs from base 1 to 537 and encodes 178 amino acids.
AUGUCUUUCUCAUUAGGUCCACGAGUUGAAAUAUAUAUAUCUAUUAGGAGUUGCUUCUUGAUUGAGAAAGCUGAUACAAUGGGAAGACUCUUUUUAGUUGAAUACAAUAAAGAUCCAUUUCUCGAAUACUUCCAGUGUAUUAUUUGCAGACUUCGAGUUGCAUUCCUCGAGGAUCGCAUUCUUAACGUGCCAGACUCGACUAGAGGGAUCUUUAAUAAAGUGUUUAACGUUGAAGUUCCAGAUGACGAGAGAUAUCAUCAAGAACUAAAUGGAAAUACCGUAGCCGAUGCUUACUGUGUCCAAUGUGGAGAGCUGCUUGGGUGUAAACUUAUUGCAGUCCCUGAACCAUCCAUGUAUUAUAGAGAAGGAAGAUUCGUGAUGAGAUUGGAAAAGCUUAUUUGCGGGAAUGAUCAAGAUGAAAGCGAUAAUGAACAAGAUCAUGGUGAAGAUAAUGAGCAAAAUGAUGAUGACCAAGAAGCCGGUGCAGAUCAAGUGGCUGAUGGAAUAGAUAAUGUUGAUCUAAAUGCAGAUAUAUGA